AUGACAGUCAAGAAGGACAACCAGUUCAGUGUAGAUGUGUGUCUGUUUGAUCUAGACGGCACUAUCGUAAGUACCACAGUGGCAGCUGAGUCUGCAUGGAGGAUGCUAUGUGCGAAAGAAGGAGUUGAUCCCGAGGAGCUAUUCAAAUUCUCUCAUGGUGUCAGAACAUCUGAGGUGCUUGCUAAGUUUUUCCCAAACAUCGACAACACAGACAAUAAGAUGACUAGAGAGCUGGAGUUGUCUAUGGCAAACAAUUUCUUGGAUACGGUGAGCUUGAUUCCCGGUGCCAAAGACCUUCUGUUGACCCUUGACAAGGAUACAGCACGCCAAGGAGCCAAGUUCAACGAAAGGAAGUGGGCAAUUGUCACUUCGGGUUCCCCAGAUUUGGCCUUUUCUUGGUUCAAGACCAUCUUGAAAGAGGUUGGUAAGCCAGACGUGUUUAUUACUGCUUUUGAUGUGACAAAAGGUAAGCCCGACCCAGAAGGGUACGCCAAGGCCAAGAAGCUUCUGUGUGAAAGACUGCAAUACGAGAGCGCUAGUGCGACAUCAGUGGUCUUUGAAGAUGCACCAGCUGGUAUAAAAGCAGGUAAGGCAAUGGGCGCAAUAACUGUAGGGAUUACGUCUACUUACGAUCUGCAAACGUUGAUUGAUGCUGGUGCUGACUAUGUGGUUAAGGACUUGACUCAAGUUGAAGUUUUGAAGAAUACAGAAGGUGAUCAAAUUACAUUAGAGAUUGAAAAUCCUCUAAAUCAAUGA
Messenger RNA from Nakaseomyces glabratus, 756 nucleotides. RefSeq names its product 2-deoxyglucose-6-phosphatase (gene DOG2). Gene Ontology annotation, molecular function: 2-deoxyglucose-6-phosphatase activity; beta-phosphoglucomutase activity. The record is from RefSeq and is a predicted model, not a curated record. NCBI's taxonomy places the organism in Eukaryota, Fungi, Ascomycota, Saccharomycetes, Saccharomycetales, Saccharomycetaceae.